Dovyalis caffra is the source of this 582-nucleotide messenger RNA. Lineage: Eukaryota; Viridiplantae; Streptophyta; Magnoliopsida; Malpighiales; Salicaceae. The record is from the annotation of a GenBank genome assembly.
AUGGAUUGGUUCUCAUGGCUAUCGAAAACUGGGCUCGAGCCUUCUCUUGUGUAUGAAUAUUGCCUUGCUUUUGCUCACAAUGAGCUCGAGGAAGAAGAUAUAGCUUACUUCAACCAUGAGUUUCUUCAAAGCAUGGGGAUAUCAAUAGCCAAACAUAGGCUUGAGAUCCUCAAGCUCGCAAGAAAGGAGAAAGGAGCGAGCCCACGUGCCGUGGCGAGGGUUCUUGUUGCAAUCAAGAGAACAAAGAGGUGUCUUGCUAAGUACAUGAGGACCUGGGUUCGCCGCGAGGAGUCAGCUCUUGUUCUUGUUCAAAGGCCUGAUUAUGGUGCCAGAUGGAGAGGAGCUAUGUUGAAGAGGAACAAGAAGUUGGUGAUGGCUAAACCAGGUAGGUUGUUGCUUACCAAUGAUAGUUUUUCAAGCGCUCCUAUGAUCUCUGCUGCCCCAACCCUUGAUAGUUUUUCGAGUCCUGUGAUUUAUGACCUCAACAAAGAGAAGUUAGAGGGUGAUGAUGAGGGGUAUUGGACAAGUGGUGUUGAAGAGAUCAGGUGGGAUACCAUGUUCCAGAAUUUGAAACCAACAUGA